AGGGGAUGUUACCCUCUGUGAAAGGUUGUUAUGGAGACUCACGGAGCUUUGGCUGAGGAAGAGAAGCAGGAGUGGGGUUCAACGCCCGAACAUCACCCCGCUGAACGGAAUCGAGAGGCUACGGAGAACAAGCUACUGCUGAUUAAAGGAGGGAUUUUCCUUGGCACAGUUGCAACAGCAGGAAUGCUCGCUGGUUUUGGUACAACAUUGUCCCUUGCAAAGAAGAAAAGCCCCUCUUGGUUUAAUAAGGGUGUUACUGCAACGGCUGCCUUGCCGGAAAGUGGUUCAUCUCUUGCCCUGAGGGCUUUAGGCUGGGGUUCACUUUAUGCCUGGUGUGGAGUUGGACUGAUCAGUUUUGCUGUAUGGAAGGUACUCGGAGUUCAUAGUCUCAAAGAAUUUCAAGAAAAAAUGCAAUCCAUAUUUCCACUUGUGCUAAAAAACCACGAGCAGAAAUCCAAUUCUGAAUCCUUCAGUUUUGAAGACCUUUUGAAGUCCAAGUGAAGACAAAGCAAAGAUGCACCACCUAGAAAUAGCAUCUGAUAGGAUCUACAUACAGUGAAGAUGGAGGUAGAUAAGUGACCACAAGCAAUGUUUGGAAUCUACAUGAGAAGCAGGAAAAAGUUCAGAUUUUGGAAGCAUUGGUGAACUUUCUCAAAAAAACUACUUGCUGACAUGAGCAUACCUCCAGCAUGCAAAUUAAACCAUAUCAACUUCUGCAGUCACAAGUUGCAAUCUAUGUGCAAAGGACCUGUCGCUAUAGAGUUGCUAGUUCCAUAUUUGAUAAAGGAAAACCUAUGCAACACACAUUUAGGGGCUCUGUAGGUUAAAAUAAUGCCUGUUUAUCAUGCAUCCUUUAAUCAA
Pelobates fuscus (common spadefoot toad) is the source of this 861-nucleotide messenger RNA. RefSeq names its product transmembrane protein 242 (gene TMEM242). The record is from RefSeq and is a predicted model, not a curated record. Bases 31 to 501 code for a protein of 156 amino acids. Lineage: Eukaryota; Metazoa; Chordata; Amphibia; Anura; Pelobatidae. The transcript has 4 exons.